CGCACUGACACCCCGGAGGGGAGCUGGGGGAAGCAGCAGGAGCUGGGUGCCGGCACUGAAACGCAGGGAGACGCGGCACAGCGAGGCUGAUGGUCCCCACUGCUGCUCCAGCCAGCUGCCUGCCGUGACCCUGGGAGCUGGUGAUGGAGGGGUUCGGGGGAGCCCCCAGGUUCCUGGCCUACCCACGUGCCUUCACGGUCCAAAGUGGCACCGAUGCGGUCCUGAGCUGCCAGAUCAUGGGUGAUCCCCAGCCAAGCAUCCUCUGGGAAAAGGACAAGAAUGCCAUCGAGCCCUCAGACCGUUUCCAUAUGGACUCCAAAGGGGACCUGUACAGCCUGCUGGUGUCCUGUGCCACCCCCAAGGACAGUGGACUCUACGUCUGCAGGGCCAAGAAUAGCGUUGGCGAGACUUACGCUGCCACCAUGCUCAGGGUGGAGCCAGCGGAGCGGCGAGAGGAGGAGGGAUGCUCAGGCAGCGUCGCACCUGCCUUCCUCAUUGCCCCCUCGUCCCUGCGGGUGUGCCGGGGGGAGGACGUGAUGUUCACCUGCAGGGUGUCUGGGCAGCCCUGCCCUGUGCUGGAGUGGGAGAAGGACGGGCACAAGCUCUCCGAACUCUUUGAGAGCAGCCAUUUUGCAGUGGGGCAGAAACCAGAGGACUGGCACUUCCUGAAGCUGUUCAGUGCCCGGCCCCAGGAUGGAGGAGUGUACGUCUGCCGGGCACGCAGCGGCUCCCAGGAGGCCCUGGCUGCUGCCGUGCUCCUGGUUGAGCCCCAGGCGCCGCCAGACGGGCUCCCCAAUGGCUGCCCCCCGGCCGAUGGUGCCGAGGCGCUGGCGGAGCGGCAGCGGUGGCGGCGGCACGCAGCGGGACGGCGCCUGGCACCGGAGACCUGGGUGCCCAAUGGAGUAGUGCCAGCCAGGGUGCCAGGGGCCAAGGCAUUUGCCGUGAGCGCAGGCAAGCACGCCAAGUUUCGCUGUUACGUUACUGGCAAGCCCAAGCCAGAGAUCAUCUGGCAGAAAGAUGGUGAGCCCCUCGCCCCCGGCCGCAGGCAUCUCAUCUACGAGGACCGGGAGGGCUACUUCAUCCUCAAGGUGCUGUACUGCAAACCUCAGGACCAGGGGCUGUACAUGUGCACCGCUUCCAACACUGCUGGCCAGACCCUGAGCGCAGUGCAGCUCCAGGUGAAAGAGCACCGGCUGCGGUUCCAGGUGCAGCUGGCAGACGUGGAGGUGGCAGAGCGGGAGGACGCAGUGUUGGAGUGCCAGGUGCCCUUGGAGACCAUCCCCACCUCCUGGUACCUGGAGGACAGGGAGCUGCAGCCCAGCCACAAGUACGUGAUGGAGGAGCAGGGGGUGGUGCGGCGCCUGACCAUCCGCGAUGCCCGCAUCGACGACGACGGUAUCUACCUCUGCCAGAUGAAGGACAAAGGACGCAGCAUCGCCGAGGUCUCUGUCCGAGGGGUGAUUGCGAAGCGGCUGCCACGGAAGCUGGAUGUGAUGGAGGGGGAGAACGCAGUUUUCUGUGUGGAGACACGGGAUGUGGUGGAGGGCAGCUGCUGGAGCCGGGACGGGCUGCAGCUGCGGGAGUCGCCCCGUACCGUGCUCAAGAGCUUCGGCAGGACACACCUCCUGGUGCUGGUGCACGUCACCCGCCAGGACGCGGGCAUCAUCUCCUUCACUGUCGGGGAGUCGCAAACAUCCUCCCAGCUCCGAGUCAAGUGUGUGAAGCACGACCCUCCAAGCGCACCGGUGGCAGCUGAGAUGAGCGUGGUGGAGACCAACACGGCUCUGCUGACUUGGUGUCCCGCGCCCGAUUCCCACCUCCGCCCCGCCAGCCACUACCUGCUGGAGCGGCGGGAGGCGGCGGGAGGGGAGUGGGUGCAGUGCCUUGCCACCGACCUGCCCAGCAGCGUGCGGGUGCUGGGCGACAGUGUGCCCCGCGAGGCCGACUACUGCUUCCGCAUCUCUGCCGCCAACAAGCACGGCAGGAGCAGCCCCGUGGAGUUCCCGGGAUCUGUGCAUCUUGCCCCAGCAGCUCGUGUGGAGAGGGGUCUGCAGGACGCGUGGGUGAGGGAUGGCGAGGAUGCGCAGUUCUCCCUGGAGCUGUCGGCUGCGGUGCAUGGGUCCUGGUUCCUCAACGGUGCCAGGCUGGCUGAGGAGGAGGACACGGGCAGCCGGUGGAGUGUACAGCGCCAUGGGAUGGAGCACUCACUGCUGAUCCGAGGAGCACGGCUGGUUGACAGUGGGGCCCAGGUCACCUUUGUGUCCGGUGGUGUGCGGGACUCGGCUAUCCUGCAUGUGCAAGCCCCACAGGUCCGCAUCGCCCCAGUGUCUGAGGCUGAACGGCUCCGAAAAGUGCCAGCAGGGAUGCCUGUGCUGCUGGAAUGCCAGGUCUCCACCCCGGAUGCCCCUGUCUGCUGGCUGAAGGAUGGCAAGGCCGUGCCCCUGGAUGAUGUUAUGGCAGUGCAGGCAGAAGGCUGUGUGCGGAGGCUGCUGCUCCGCUCAGCGUGUCCCUCAGACACUGGUGUGUACACCUGUGACACUGGGGAUGAUGCCGUGAGCUUCGUGGUGACCGUGACCGAGGUGCCAGUCAGGAUCAUCAGCUCCAACGAGGAAGCCCCCCACACCUACAUGGCUGGACAGCGCGUGGAGCUGUGGUGCCAGCUGUCCCGCCCAGCAGCCCCAGUGCGCUGGUACAAGGAUGGAGAGGAGGUGGAGGUGAGCCAGAGCCUGGUGCUGGAGCAGGAGGGGCCACGGUGCAAGCUGGUGCUGCCCUGCGCUCAGACACAGGACACAGGGGAGUUCGUCUGUGAUGCUGGUGGGGACUCUGCUUUCUACACCAUCACUGUGGCAGAGGAGCCGGUGAGGAUUGUCAGCUCCAACGAGGGGGCCUCCCACGCCUACAUGGCCGGACAGCGUGUGGAGCUGUGGUGCCAGCUGUCCCGCCCGGCAGCUCCCGUGCACUGGUACAAGGACGGGGAGGAGGUGGAGGCAGGUGAGAGCCUGGUGCUGGAGCAGGAGGGGCUGCACUGCUGCCUGGUGCUGCCCUGCGCCCGGCCACAGGACACAGGGGAGUUCGUCUGUGACACUGGUGGGGACUCUGUCUUCUACACAGUCACCGUGGCAGCAGAGGUACCAGUGAGGAUUGUCAGUUCCAACAAGGAGGCCUCUCACUCCUACGUGGUCGGACAGCGCGUGGAGCUGUGGUGCCAGCUGUCCCACCCAGUGUCCCUGGUGUGCUGGUACAAGGAUGGCAAAGAAGUGGAGGUGGGCGAGAGCCUGGUGCUGGAGCAGGAAGGGCUGCAGUGCCGCCUGGUGCUGCCCUGUGCCCAGAUACAAGACACAGGGGAGUUCCUCUGCAAUGCCAGCGAUGCAUCUGUCUCCUACUCCAUCUUGGUGGCAGAGCCACCAGUGAGGAUCCUGCAGCCUCCACAGCGCUCACUGGAGCUGCUGGUUCAGGCGCCGGGGUGUGUGGAACUGCGGUGCGAGCUCUCCGUGCCGGAUGCUCCGGUGCACUGGUUCAAGGAUGGCUUGGAGGUGGACGAGACUGACAACCUGCAGCUGCUGGUGGAGGGGGCCUGGCGCUGCCUCUUCAUCCCCAGGAGCAGUGCAGAGGAUGCAGGCGAGUACAUCUGCGAGAGCAAGGACGAGGCCGUCUCCUUCGAUGUCAAGGUGUCAGAGCCCCCGGUGAGGAUCCUGCAGCCCUGCAGACCUGUCCCUGUCAUGACGGUGUCCCCGGGGGAGACGGUGACCCUGUGCUGUGAGCUGUCCCGUGCGGAUACCCCCGUGUGCUGGGCAAAGGAGGGUGUCAGGCUCGAGGCUGGGGGUGGCCUGGUCCUGGAGGAGGAGGGUGUCCAUCGCCGGCUGCUCAUCCCCGCUGCCCAAGCUGAGCACUCUGGAAAAUACACCUGUGACACCGCCAAUGACACAGUGACUUUCACCAUCCAAGUGUUGGAUCCGCUGGUCAGGAUCCUGGAGAAGGAUGUCCUGCCUACCCACCGGCAUUGCCAGGCGAUGGAGGACCUGGUGCUGGAGGUGCAGCUCUCACACACCCACGGGGAGGUGAAGUGGUACAAGGAUGGGGAGAAGCUGCAGGACACGGGGCAUGUGCGGCUGGAGGAGGAUGGGGUGCGCCGAUCGCUCGUGAUCCUGGGUGCUACGGGCAAGGACACUGGGGAGUAUCUCUGUGACACUGGUGAUGACAGCAUCGUCUUCUUCAUCACUGUAGAAGCCCCAGAGCCACCGGUGACCAUUGUGGGCAGCACGGGUGCCGUGGCACAUCGCUGCCUGGUGGCUGGGGAAGACCUGGUGCUGGCUUGUGAGCUCUCUCGGCCCGACGCCGUGGUGCGCUGGCUCCGGAAUGGCCAGGAGGUGCACCCGGGUGAGCGGGUGCAGCUGGAGGCCCGCGGGGUGCUGCGGCAGCUCACCAUCACUGGGGCACAGCCCAGCGACGCGGGGUGCUACAUCUGUGACGCUGCCAGCGACCGCAUGGUGACAAACGUGGAGGUGUCGGCCCGGCCUGUGUGUAUUGUCAACAAGGAGGAGGCGCAGAGCCCGCUGGAGGUGCAGGAGGGGGACAGUGUGACGCUGGUGGCUCGGCUGUCCCUGGAGACAGCGGCAGUACAGUGGCAGAAGGAUGGACAGACGCUGUGCUCAGGUGGGCGGCUGCUGGUGUGCAGUGAGGGUCCCACGCGCAGCCUCACCAUCAAGCAAGCGGAGCUGGGUGACGGUGGCAUCUUCCUCUGCGAUGCCGGUGAUGAUGAGGUGCAUUUCACACUGCGUGUGAAAGAGGCACCCGUGCUCUUCGUGAACAAACGGGAGGAGCAGGAGAAGCUGCUGGUGCUGGAGGGCGGCAGUGCCGUGCUCUCUGCCGUCACCUCCACGGCGGAUGCCGGCGAGUACUGCUGCGAGUCCAACGACGACCAGACCCUGGCGACGCUGACGGUGCAGGUCCCCAGGGUGGUGGAGAUCAUCAUGGAACUGCAGAACCUGACAGUGCUGGAGGGCGAGGAUGCCACCUUCAAGUGUCUGGUAUCCCCCGAAGAUGUGGCUGUAAUAUGGCAGCUGAAUGGCCAGCCCGUGGUCCCCAGUGAGCGUCUGCUGGUGACAAGGAGCGGGCUGUGCCACAGCCUCACCCUCCGGCAGUGCCAGACAGGUGAUGCAGGCACUGUGACAGCCAAUGCCGAAGGGCUGGUGAGCACAGCUCGGCUGAGUGUGCAAGAGGCACAGGUGCUGUUUGUGCGGAAGCUGCAGGAUGUGGUGGCAGAGGAGCAGGGGGACGUGUGCCUGGAGGUGGAGGUGAGCCACGAGGCUGCCGAGGUGCAGUGGCUGAAGCAGGGCAUCCUCCUUCAGCCGGGCAGCAAGUACCAGCUGCAGGAGUCAGGGUGCCGGCGCACCCUCACCAUCUGCUGCCUUGGCCCUGCUGACCGCGGCACCUACCGCUGCGAGAGCCUGCACGACCGCACGCAGGCCAAGCUCCACGUGGAGCCCCGGAAGGUGUCGAUCCGGACACCGCUGACAGAUGUGGAGACCUUUGAGAAGGAGACAGCCACCUUUCACCUGGAACUGUCUCACCCUGGCGUGACCGGGGUGUGGACACGGGACGGCAUCCGGGUGAAGCCCAGCAGUACGUGCCGGAUCAGUGCCACAGGCUGCGGGCACAGCCUGACACUGGAGAGGCUCGCACUCGAAGACUCAGGCACCGUCACCUUCACUGCUGACACUCUGCGCUGCAGCGCCCACCUGCGGGUGCGGGAGCCUCCAGUCACCAUGGUGAGGGUCCCACGAGACCUGGGGGUCCCAGAGACGGGGGUUGCCAGCUUUGAGUGUGAGCUGUCUCGCCCCAAUGCAGAGGUGAAAUGGUUCAAGGACGGGCAGGAGCUGCGGCCAGGGCCCAACUGCCGCAUCUACUCGGCGGGACGGCGCCGCAUCCUGCAGCUGAGCCGCUGCGAGCUGAGCGACGCCGGCAGCUACACCUGCGAUGCCGGCGACUGCCAGGCCUCCGCCAUGCUGCACGUACAGGAGCGCCAGGUCCACAUUGUGCAGGAGCUACAGGAUGUCCAGGUCCGGGAAGGUGACAAUGCAGUCUUCACCUGCGAGGUGUCACACGGGGAUGUGAAGGGCGAGUGGUUUCGGGACGGGGAGAAGAUCAAGGUCUCCAGCACAGUGAAGAUACGGCAAGAAGGCACCCGGCAUUUCCUGCUGUUCUGUGGUGUGCGCCCUGAGGACCAGGGACUCAUCCGCUUCACAGCCAGGACAGUCACCUCGGAGGCCAGUCUGCAGGUGGAAGCACUGCCAAUCCGGAUUGUGAAGCCACUGCGGGACAAGACGGUGCUGGCGAGACACAAAGCGACGCUGGAGUGCACCGUGUCCCAUGCCCGGGGCCGUGUGCGCUGGCUCCGUGGGGACACCGAGAUCUUUGCUGGUGACAAGUAUGAGAUCUGCAACCUGGACUGUUACCGCACACUCAUCAUUCACCGCGUGGGCCCCGAGGACGAGGACUCAUACACCUGCGACGCCUUCGACGACCGCUCCACUGCCCGGCUCCUUGUGGAGGGUGAGUGGACACCUAAGGGACACCCACUGACAGCUGCCAGUGCUGCUGUGCCUUACAGUAAAGGGACACCAGAACCCGUGUCCCUGUUCCCCAUUGCUUGCGAGAGUCUGAGUGCUGGGCUGGAGGCAGCAGGUUGAUACAGGGCCAGGGUUCUGAUCCUCCUUGUCUGGCAUACAACUUUUGGGUGGCACAGCUGCUCUGGCAAUGCCCCAGCUCACUCUGACUCCCAUUGUUCCCACAGGGAGCUAGAAGCCAGGAUGCAGUUCUCAGGGCCUGUACGCAGACUGACAGAUGCCACUGCUGAGAGAUGGGGUCAUGCUCCCCCUGGCAUACACAGACACAUGGACACCAUCCCCGGCCUGCUUCAGCCUCAGGGCUCUGCAUUAAACAGCCUUUUUUUCUGACAUGGCUUCUUCCACACCAGCAAGCUGGGGUCUCAUUAAGAGAAAAGGUGGUGGCACCACUCUACAUCCUGCUCAGCACCCCUGGAAGCCCAGCCCUCUGAGCCCCCCUCACCCCUGCUCCCCCCUCCCCACAGUCCUUGGCUUUGCACGCCAGACUCCGAAAGGCUCUUUACUGUGUGGCCGAGGCCUCAACAGCGUUUGGCACAUUUACAAAAGAGACUGAAAAGGGGGAUGGCAGCACAAUGCUGCGGGAAGGGGGUGCCUGGCAGAAACAUGCAGUUCCUGGGGCAGCGGGGCCAGCUGGGCUGGGCUGGGCUGGAGGGGCUCCCAAAGCCAAGGGCUCCCCGGUCCAGUCUCACCACCAUCCUGCCUGCCUGGCCAUGGGGAAAUCCUGGCUCACUCCGUAAUAAGUUAAUACAAAUCACAGCAAGAGAAA
This is a messenger RNA of Zonotrichia albicollis (white-throated sparrow), 7392 nucleotides long. Lineage: Eukaryota; Metazoa; Chordata; Aves; Passeriformes; Passerellidae. The record is from RefSeq and is a predicted model, not a curated record.